Messenger RNA from Aphanomyces invadans, 1581 nucleotides. RefSeq names its product phosphatidylserine decarboxylase, variant 3. Gene Ontology annotation, cellular component: mitochondrion. The coding region runs from base 22 to 1122 and encodes 366 amino acids. Gene Ontology annotation, molecular function: phosphatidylserine decarboxylase activity. NCBI's taxonomy places the organism in Eukaryota, Oomycota, Saprolegniomycetes, Saprolegniales, Verrucalvaceae. Gene Ontology annotation, biological process: phosphatidylethanolamine biosynthetic process. The transcript has 9 exons. The record is from RefSeq and is a predicted model, not a curated record.
AAAGACACACUCGACAACGUAAUGGCGAUGCUACAGCGACCCGCGAGCAGGGUGCUCAAGCGACUGGGCUUGCGCUUCAAGACCUCAUAUGCUGCGAAGAAGAACGUAGCCAACGUAGCCCCAAAGAUGAAGCCCACGGCUCCAUGGUUCGGUCUCGUCGUUGGGUCUGCCGUCGGGGCCUACGGAGGUUACGAGGUGUGGAAGACGUGGAACGAUGAGAAGAAUCCUGCGCAUGUCUACGAUCGACUUCCUGGGGGAAAGACUGCUGAGGAGGACAACAUGGGCUCGGACGCAAAGAUGUUCUUGCUGCAUCUGGCGCCGUACCGCGCCAUUUCCCGUGCAUGGGGUGCCGUCAACAGCAUAGAAUUGCCCGUCUGGAUGCGCGAACCCAUCUACAUGGCAUGGACACGUGCAUUCGAUUGCAAGCUGGACGAAAUGAAAUACCCCUUGGAGCAUUACAAAAACCUCGGCGAAUUUUUCUCCCGCCCGCUCAAGGACGGCAUCCGCCCAAUUAACUGGGACCCUCGUUGCGUGUCGAGUCCUGUAGACGGCACCAUGGCGAGCUUCGGCGUUGUAGAUUUUACAGACGACAUUCCCGUCAUGGACCAGAUCAAGGGCGUGCGCUAUCGAAUGGACGACUUCCUGGGCGAGGUGCCCGAUUUCUUUACCAAUCCGUCCGCCGGCAAACGCUUGUUUCACUGUGUGAUUUACUUGGCACCCGGCGACUAUCAUCGGAUACACUCUCCGAUCGACUGGAGCAUGGGCGAGCGCCGCCACUUCCCCGGUGACUUGUUCCCUGUGAACUCACGCGCAGUGCACUUUGUCCCAAGCUUGUUUACGUGGAACGAGCGUGUGGCUCUCUUGGGCCGGUGGAAGCACGGAUUCUUCUCGAUGUCGCUGGUGGGCGCCACGAACGUUGGCUCCAUGACGCUUGAUGUUGAGCCGAACUUUGCCACGAACAAGUGGAAGGAUUUUUACUUGACCAAGGAGUGGGGUAGCUCCGACGUGAAGAAGUACGAGCGCCAGGAGCUGGUCACGCGAGGCGAUCAAGUGGCCCAGUUUAAGGUGCUGCUCCCGUUCCACACAAUGAUGAAGAUGAUGAAUACAUCCCAUCUGUUGUAGCUCGGAUCGACGGUAGUCCUCGUGUUUGAAGCCCCCGAAGACUUUGAGUUCACGGCCAAGUCUGGCGAUAAGGUUCGGUAUGGCGCAUCGAUCGGGCACUUUCAGCAGUCGACGGACGGCGAAGUUGCCUCGUCAACAUUUCCCAGCACGUCCGACAUGAUCCGUCUGGCGAACCAAACCAACGACCAAGCAGGGAAAGCAUCGUACUUGACCGAGAUAUCCCAGUCGAUCGGGCAAAUGUUCUUUGGUCGUGCCAAGUAAACAAUGGCAGUCAAAUGCAACGAUAGAUGAGUAUGUCCAUGCAUCUCCACAAUCCUUCAACUCCUCUUACCCAGAAGAGGUGCAAAGGACGAUUCCGCGUGGGCAAGCUGGUCUGAACAUGGAUGCUCCGUGCAAAUGACUUGGCGCUUUGCGCUGUCAAGUUGUCGCUCUAUCGUGAUGUCGCUUUUUGUCCGUUUU